This is a messenger RNA of Saprolegnia diclina VS20, 3518 nucleotides long. RefSeq lists its product as hypothetical. Lineage: Eukaryota; Oomycota; Saprolegniomycetes; Saprolegniales; Saprolegniaceae. The coding region runs from base 10 to 3297 and encodes 1095 amino acids. The record is from RefSeq and is a predicted model, not a curated record. The transcript is spliced from 14 exons.
CGACAGAGCAUGGGCAACACCGAGAGCUGCCGUGGCCUCGCGUCCGAGCUCGACCGACUCGAGAGCACUCUGUCGGUGCUCGCGGCGACCAACCCAGUGGGCAUCCGGCCGCUCCGAGCGCACCAAGUCCACGUCCACGGCGCCGUCCUCAACUGCUCUCUAGAUGUGCGCGUCACCAUUGGCCCAGUCGUUGGCGUCGUCGGGCCCAACAAGGCGCGCAUUCUUCUCGAGGUCAGCACGGCCACUGCCAUCACAUGCCAUCUCACACGCCAAGAGCGGAUGACGGGCCACUUCCUGGAGGUGCCCUCGGCCCGCGUGACGGUCGCCGCACCCGCCGGCGCGCCAGUGGUCUUUGUCAUCACGCAACUGCUUCCCGAUACGACCUACUACUAUGCGUUUAGCGGCGUCUGCAAAGACGAUGCGCGGACGUGCCACGGAACGUUCCAUACGCUCGCCGUCGACGACACGUCGCCGCUGCAAAUCGCCGUGGUGAGCGGCCAGGACGCGUUUGCUCCAGGCGAGAGCGAUCUCUGGCAGCAGCUCGCCGCGCGCGUCCAGCGCGAUGCAAUAUCGUCGUCGCCCGAGACGAUGCCACUGCCCGUGCAGUAUGUGCUGCACCUCGGCGGCCAAAUUGCACUUCAGCGAGCCUUUGAACAAGGCUACGUGCUCUUGACGCGCCACGCGCAGUCGCUUGCGACGACGUUGCCGAGCACGAUGACGUGGGAGGCCAUGGAAGCAAAGGUCGUUGCGCUCUUCCGCGACGCGUACCGGUUCCAGUGGCGCCUCCCCUUCGUUCGGGACGUCCUCGCCAACACGUCUAACAUCAUGAUGUGGGGCGACCACGAUGUCUACGCCAACUUUGCACAUGCUAGUGUCUUCCAAAUGAACCACGAACAGCCCUCGCUCCACAUGCAAGUCAUGCGUCUCCUCUUGCGCUCAGCGCGCCGGGUGUUUCACGAGUACCAGCGGCAGCUCUGGGACGACGACUUUGGCGCCUUCUCGGCCGAGACGGCGCGACGCAUCGCACUUGCCGAGAGCGGUUUUCAAGCAACGAGCGAGGUCGCCCAGCGGCAGCUGGAGCUGCAUGAGCUGGAGCAGACCAUGGCCAUCUCGAAGCGCCGGAUGGAGUUUGCCACAACCAAGAUGUACGAGCAGCGCGUCGCCGUGCUCCGUACCGAGCUCGACGCACUUCGGUUGCAAGCGGCGGCGGCGCGCGACGAGCUUCUCGCGGUGGACCGAGGUGAAGAGUUUUGUGUUUGGACCGAGCGCCACAUUGCCUUUCUCUGCUUGGACAUGCGCGGCAGCCAUCUGGCUCCGGGGGGCGUCCCGACGCCCGACAACCCGAUGUGGAGCCCCGCCCAGUGGGACUUUGUCACCAGCAUCCUCGCCGAACCGCGAACACGCGUCCUUGUCGUCUGCAGCGAGCUUCCCAUUGCUGAUGCGACCAGCGCGAGCGUAGAAGCACUUCUUGCAUCCGAGCCAACGUCGUCGUGUGCGUCGUGGUGGGGGCGCCGACCGGAGGACCAGCACCGACUCUUGUCGCUGCUUGCCGACUGGCAAGUCGAGCGACCCAACCGACUCGUUUUGCUCUUGUCCGGAGCGAGUGCGACGCGCUGGCCGAUCGCGUCGGUUGUACAGGACGUGACGAUGCGCGCGUCGAUGCCGCAGUACGUGGUGGGCCCCAUGACGAUGACACCGUCGACGCGGACGCUGCCGGCACUCUCCGCGACGCUCAGCGACCGGUUCGUCGUGACGCACACCAUCGAGCGGCCACUCGAGACCAACUUUGUUUUGUGCCAGCUCACGGCGUCGGCCGAUCGUGAUCCGACGUUGCACGUGACGCGCCAUCGUCAGAUGGCGUCGACGGCGCGCGUGCUUCUGGGGCCAAUCGUCGGACUCGUCGAUGCGUUCUCGAGUGUCAUUCUUCUCGAGGUUGAUCGCGAUGCGUUCGUGACCUGUUUGGUCACAAACGUCGUCAGUGGCGCGACCCAGCGACUGCUGCAGAAGCUUCCGGCGCGGCGGCCAAAGCGUUUUCACUUCACGCAGCUCGCACCGCAGCAACACUACAGCGUCACGUUUCUCGGGCUCGCCGAGCCAUCGACGCUGUGCCACUUUGCGACGCCGGCCGAGCGUCCAUCGCGGUUCGACUUGGCCCUCUUGAGCCACGACCGCUUGCGGUCGUUCCCGUUGGUGCCAGAAGGGUCCGUGCUGCCGCCGACGCUCUGGAGCACGCUCGAAGCGUCGCUCGCUGAACCGUUCAGCGCCCUCACGCUCGUCUUGCACCUCGGCGGCCAGAUUCAUCCGCGUGAGCAUGCGUCCGUCGAUGCGGCGCGGGCGAUGCUGCACCCCGUCGCCGCCGACACCGACCUUGUCGACGAGCAACUGCGCAAUGUCUACCGUCACCACUGGACGCUGCCGACGACGAGAAAUGCGCUGGCGCUCGGCGCACACCUCAUGGUGCCAAGCGAAGUCGACGUCCUCGAGCUGCCCGAGGGUAUCGCGCGGCCCGAUCGGCCAGCAGACACGGCGGUGCUCUCAUCGCGCUUGCAAGCGAUCGCAUCCGAGUACCAGCUCCAGCUCUGGCCCGACUCGAGCGUCAAACCCUAUCCCUUUUGCCAUACCUGGGGACCCUUUGGUCUCUUUGUGUGGCCCAAAACGUCGGCUGACGUGCGCUGGUCGGCGCUCUCUGCUUUUCUGGCGCAGCCAUCACUGACGACGCUUGUCAUGGCCUGCGACCAGCCAUUGGUCGACGACUCGGUCGAGGACCUCCGCGAAAAGGCAAAAACGCAGCCGCGCCCGUACGGCAGCACGUUCCCAGCGCACGCCGACGACCUCCUCCGCCUGCUCGACGUGCUCUUUCACUGGCAUCGCAAGGACAUUACACAGGUGGUGUUUGUGUGCGGCCACGAACACUUUGGCUUUGACACGCUCUUGCAAGACGCGGUCGCACGCCACUUCUGCGUGCGCCAGUACGUCGUCGGGUCGCUCAGCACUACGUCGACGAUCGAGCAGCGCAUGGCGUACCUCGCAACUGGCUCGAUCGGCACCACGAUGACGUUUGCCCACAACUUUGACGCGUCGUAUCUGGGACCGCACUUCGGCCAUUUGACGCUGGGACCGACGGAGCCCGCGGCCUACGAGGUUGUGACGCUUACGGGCGACGAGAGCAGCCUCGGCGACAGCUACACACGCGCCCCCGCUGCGAGCUGGUACCUUUCGCCGCAGCUGCCCGAAUGGCUGCACGCGGUCAAUGCCAGUGAGCCAACGAGCUACAGCGUACUCUGCGGCCAUCUAUGAGUACUAUCUUUUGCAUUGAGGGUCACGGCACUACGGCAAUCCUUGGCCAAGCGCAUCUGUUGGUUGCUUGAGCUCGCACUUACAAAGACUAUAUUAGCAUCACACUAAAUAUCGAGUGGUCGGGCAAGUGCAACCUCAUCUUUUGGUUGCGAUGGCGAAGCGCGUGGUGACCUUUGUGACUGGCAACAAGAAGAAGCUCGAGGAGGUCGUUGCGAUCCUCG